Molecule: messenger RNA, 1395 nt
Organism: Sebastes umbrosus (honeycomb rockfish)
Lineage: Eukaryota; Metazoa; Chordata; Actinopteri; Perciformes; Sebastidae
Gene: coq5
Product: coenzyme Q5, methyltransferase
Exons: 7
Coding region: 1-999 (332 amino acids)
Biological process (GO): ubiquinone biosynthetic process
Molecular function (GO): methyltransferase activity
Source: RefSeq, a predicted model, not a curated record
AUGUCUGCAUCCAUGAGACUGCUGGUCCGGAGGGUGCUCCGUCUCUCGCAGAGGAACAUCACCGCUGCUGCUGCUGCUGCUGCUGGAGGGGUUUCAGGCCGGUCAGGCUGCUGCUGGGGACCGUCCACCUGUCGGUGUUUCAGCCAUGCAGCCGGAGACAAAACGACACAUUUUGGGUUUGAAACGGUGCCAGAGACGGAGAAGGCGAAGAGAGUUUAUAAGGUAUUUGAGAAUGUGGCGCAGAAGUAUGAUAAUAUGAACGAUGCCAUGAGUCUGGGGAUUCAUCGACUGUGGAAGGACACGCUGCUGCACGUCAUGCACCCACAGCCCGGGGUGCGACUCCUGGACGUGGCGGGCGGAACAGGUGACAUUUCCUUCCGUUUCCUGGAGUACGUUCGCUCUCAGCAAGAGCGGCAGAAGCGGCGGGCGGCGCGGUCCAUGCAGACGCCGUCGUGGCAGGACAUUACCAACAACUACUCCACAGAGGACGAGGGCGAGCCUCAGGUAUCCAGGGCUGUGGUCUGUGACAUCAACAAGGAGAUGCUGAAAGUGGGCAAGCAGAGGGCCGACAACAUGGGCAUCAGUGCUGGUCUGUCGUGGGUGGUGGGCGACGCAGAGGAGCUGCCCUUUGAUGAUGACCAGUUUGACAUUUAUACCAUCGCCUUUGGAAUUCGAAACGUCACCCGUAUAGAUCAGGCACUGACGGAGGCUUUCCGGGUCCUGAAGCCUGGUGGCAGGUUCAUGUGCUUAGAGUUCAGCAAAGUGACAAAUCCUGUAUUGGCAAGGCUUUAUGACGCAUACAGUUUCCAGAUGAUCCCAGUUCUGGGAGAGGUGAUUGCUGGAGACUGGAAGUCGUACCAGUAUCUGGUAGAAAGCAUCCGCAAGUUCCCGGACCAGGAGGACUUUAAAUUUAUGAUUGAGGACGCAGGUUUCUACUGUGUGAAGUACCACAACCUCACCGGUGGAAUCGUGGCUCUUCAUUCUGGUUUCAAGCUCUGAGAUGCACUCUUGGCAUCUCUUGUGAAAAAAGCAAAUAGACUUGCUCUGUGUUUCAGGCUUUUCUGCCUGUAUGACAAACUCUGCAGAGUUCUCAGACAUGAAUUUCAGAGCAUGAAGCCCCAGAGCUCCUCUCUGUAGAUGUCACUACACAAUGACUGGACAUAUUUAUUGAUUUAUUUUCCAGCUGAUCAGCUCAGCUCAGCGUUGUACUAAAAACUAUACUUAAUACCAAAGCUUGUGUAAAGAAUGCCACACUAAAAAAACAAAAUGUUACUGUAUCUGUGGUAUCAGUGUUGAGACUACAGGCAAGUGAGUUAAACCAUUUAAGUGCCGUUAGUUUUGGAUAAUUUUUGAAAAUAUUUUGGCAACAAAUAAUAAAACUUGUUGACAAAGUUG